AAUUCUUUAGUCCAUUAUUGCAGCAAGAUAUAGCUUAAAAUCCUUGAUUAGUUAGUCUUGAUCCAAUGUUUCCAUUCGAACAAAGUAGUGAUGAAUAUUGGUCCCAAAUCUCCUCUAAUCCCUACCAAGAAGAUAUUGAUCAAGAUCAGCAUCUGAUCUUGGGCCAAGAUUCCCUUCAUGGAAUUAGUAACCUAACCAACUCAUCAGUGGAAGAAUUCCCGCAGGCACAUACAAUAUUAGCAACUUCAAAUGCUAAUGAUGAUAGUGGAAAUAUUAGAUGUGAUGAGAAGAAGGUUGCUCGAAAGGAAAUCGAACGGCAAAGGAGGCAACAAAUGUCCACUCUUCAUGCCUCACUUCGAAACCUCCUCCCUCCUGAUUCAAUCAAGGGAAAGCGCUCAAUUUCUGAUCACAUGAGUGAGGCUGUGAAAUAUAUUAAGCAUCUAAAGAGUAACAUCCAAGAUUUAAGUGCCAAGAGAGAUAAGCUCAAGAAGUUGUCCAGCUCAAGUACUUUUGAGCAAGGGACUGAGAUUUCAGACCAUAAUUUGCUGGACAGUGUUACGGUCUGCCAUUAUUUGGAUGGAUUGGAGAUUGUUUUAACUAGAGGCCCUGGAGAGGAAGGGAUUCUUCUAUCAAGAGUGCUAGAAGCAGUGCUUGAAGAGGGAUUUGAUGUUGUUGGAUGUACUUCAACCCAUAAAGGUCAAAGGCACUAUACCACUAUCCAAUGUCAGGCUAGCAAUCUGAAUUGCAUUGAUGCAGAUAGGCUGAAAAGAAAGCUAAUUGAUGUGAUCUCAUUGUCAAGAUAUGAGUGAUUGACAACAUUACACUCUGCAUGCCUUGAAAUGGCUCGUGUCUUCUCUCUCUUCAUUUUUUUCCCUUAAUUUUGGCCUCGUAUAUAUAUGAACCCUAGAUUUAAAUUAGUUGUGCUUAUAUAUGCUAGCUUGCUGCAAAUAUAUGAUUCAACUUUGCAGGUUAACUUCUUUUGAUAUUAAGUGUGUAACUGUCGUAUCAAUUUCUUGAACUCUUUGCAAACUAUGUCAGUAGAAGAUUUCAGGUUCAAUUGGUAAGACCA
This is a messenger RNA of Populus euphratica (Euphrates poplar), 1069 nucleotides long. Its product is annotated as transcription factor bHLH118-like. Gene Ontology annotation, molecular function: protein dimerization activity; RNA polymerase II transcription regulatory region sequence-specific DNA binding; DNA-binding transcription factor activity, RNA polymerase II-specific. Gene Ontology annotation, cellular component: RNA polymerase II transcription regulator complex. Gene Ontology annotation, biological process: regulation of transcription by RNA polymerase II. The transcript is spliced from 3 exons. The coding region runs from base 66 to 809 and encodes 247 amino acids. The record is from RefSeq and is a predicted model, not a curated record. Lineage: Eukaryota; Viridiplantae; Streptophyta; Magnoliopsida; Malpighiales; Salicaceae.